Messenger RNA from Elaeis guineensis (African oil palm), 4139 nucleotides. NCBI's taxonomy places the organism in Eukaryota, Viridiplantae, Streptophyta, Magnoliopsida, Arecales, Arecaceae. The record is from RefSeq and is a predicted model, not a curated record.
GUGGAUGUAUCAAAAGUUUAAUCAAAUCUAAAGGAACUUUGACGUCCGCAGGGACUCAACGCUCAAUCCGGGAGAAGAAGAAAACCGGAGGGGAGCGAAGAUUUUUUUCCUUUUGUUUUUUUUAAAAAAAAUUCAGAGGAGAAAGUAGACCACAGUCGCAGAGACGAAAGCAAUCCUCUUUUUGGAGCUAGAGAUCGAAGGUAACCGUAGCCCUAGAAUCUGGAGUUCGGUUGACAGAAAAGAAGAGAUCGCCGGAAGAGAUCUUUCGAUCUACUGAACCGAGGCUGGAGACUCUUAACUGUGUAAGUCGCUUCUAUCCUCGGCUUCCAAUUGUUUUUCUUAGGUUUUUGGUUCCAUCUCCCCCCCGGUCGUCGUUGGCGACUUCUAUACCGUUACUUGCAAGGAAUUGGAUCCGACCGAUGACCGGAUCGGGGGAUUCGGCUUUGGGUUUUAUGAUAUAGAUGGCGAUCGAGAGAUAUUUGCGGUCGUUUCCGGUGGUGUCCGAAUCCAUCACGGUGUUCUAACUUAGUGAAGAGGGAAAAAUCGUUUUUCUGGGGGUUUAGAAGACGAAAGAUCGAAUCUUGACAUCUUCUGAAGAUUUCUACUUUUAUAGGUGGCUGUGGAAAGCAAAAGGAGAAGAAAGAAAAGAGUUUAAAAAGAUCGGUUUUUAGCGGCGUAUGUGAGGUCCUGUUACCUGUCUUUUUGUAAGACUGGAUAAAAAAGUGAUUCUUGAACACGGGGUGGAAUUUAUAGGAUGUUGCAGACCAGAGCUUAUGGCUUGCAUUCCACUUCCCUUUGGUUUUAUUCUUGCAGUUCUUUCUUGCUUUCAAGGGCCAUCUUAAGGUUUGUUUGCUGUUAUUGUUGCUAAAUCCAUAAGCCCAUGUAUCAAAAAAUUCCUUUUUUCGGUCUACAUAAAUUACCAGCUCCUUCCCCUUGAGCAAAAAUGGUGCCUUCCGGGCCUCCAACUCCGGUUGGCGGAGCCCAGUCGGUCCCUCAAUCUCUUCUGCGAACAAACUCUGGCAUGUUGGGCGGAGCCCAGGCUAAUUCUAUGCCUUCUCAGCAAUCCUUCUCUUCCUUGGUCUCUCCUCGAACCCAAUUUAACAACAACAGUAGCAAUAUGAGUUUGCUGGGUAACAUCUCCAAUGUGUCGUCCCUCCUUAAUCACUCAUUUGGGAACGGAGGGCCUGUUUCUGGUGGUGGGCUCUCCAAUCCUCCAGUGAAUCUCCAACAGCGAGGUGGUGUUGGAGGUGCAGUUGAUAUGCUAGGCUCCGCCGAGCCCGAUCCUCUCUCCUUCGCCUCUUCAUCUGGCCCAGCUCAGGGGCAGCACUUCCAAAAUCUUCCUGGAAGCCAACUCGUGUCAGGUCAAUCACAACCUCAGCAGUUUGAGGGGAUACAGAACUUCCAGCAACAAUAUUCAAUGUCCCACAACCAGCAGCAAACACAGCUUAGGGGAGGAUUGGGCAACAUGGGCAGCGUGGGUCCUGUCAAGUUGGAGCCUCAGAUGGGUCCCGUCAAGUUGGAGCCACAGAUGGGUCCUUCUAAUAAUAAUGGUCCGCCACAGCAAUUACAAUCACUGCGCAGUCUGGGUGCUGUGAAAAUGGAACCUCAGCAGCUGCACUCAAUAAGAAGCGUAGGCCCUGUUAAAUUGGAACGUCAACAUUCCGAUUCAUCAUUGUUUCUGCAGCAGCAACAGCAGCAGCAGCAGCAGCAGCAGCAGUUACUCCCAAUGUCAAGGCAGCCAUCACCGGCUGCAGCUGCUCAGAUUAAUCUCUUACAGCAGCAGCGGAUCUUGCAGCUGCAGCAGCAGCAGCAGCACCUUCUUAAGACCUUACCUCAGCAAAGAAACCAGUUGCAACAACAGCUUCAACAAAGUCUUCCUUUGAGACCUCAAGUGAAACCGGUGUAUGAACCUGGAAUGUGUGCACGGCGUUUGACCCAUUAUAUGUCUCAUCAACAGCAUAGACCAGAAGAUAAUAAUAUUGAGUUCUGGCGAAAGUUUGUUAAUGAGUUCUUUGCUCCCAAUGCUAAGAAGAGGUGGUGUGUUUCUCUCUAUGGAAGUGGGCGUCAGACCACCGGUGUUUUUCCUCAGGAUGUAUGGCACUGUGAGAUAUGCAACCGCAAACCUGGCCGUGGGUUUGAAACAACUGUCGAGGUUCUGCCAAGACUUUGCCAAAUUAAGUAUGCUAGUGGCAUGUUGGAGGAACUUUUAUAUGUUGACAUGCCUCGUGAGCAUCAUAAUGCAUCAGGCCAUAUUGUCCUGGAUUAUGCUAAAGCAAUUCAAGAGAGUGUAUUCGAGCAAUUACGCGUGGUACGUGAAGGUCAGCUGAGGGUUGUUUUCUCUCCUGAUCUGAAGAUUUGUUCCUGGGAGUUCUGCGCUAGGCAUCAUGAGGAGCUUAUUCCUCGGAGAUUGUUAAUACCCCAGGUCAGUCAACUUGGAGCUGCAGUGCAGAGAUAUCAGAAUGCGGCUCAAAAUGCAUCAUCAGGCUUAUCUACCCAAGAGUUGCAAAAUACUUGUAAUUCAUUUGUGGCGUCUGCUCGCCAGUUGGCUAAAGCUUUGGAGGUACCACUAGUAAAUGACUUAGGAUAUACAAAGAGAUAUGUUCGUUGUCUUCAGAUAUCAGAGGUGGUAAACAGCAUGAAGGAUCUGAUUGACUAUAGCAGGGAAACAGGGAGAGGACCCAUGGAUAGCCUGAUCAACUUCCCUCGAAGGACUUCUGUUUCUUCGGGCCUCCAUUCUCAACUGGCUCAGCAACGUGAGGAGCAGCAAACCGUUGCCCAGAACUCAAACCACAAUGAUCAGACUGCUCCUCUUGCAACUGCUGCGCAACUUACGUCUGCUAGCAAUGGUGUUCUGAGUGUAAAUAAUUCACUUAAUGCUCCACCAUCCACCGGUACUGCAUCUGCCGUUGCUGCACUCCUCCACCAAAACUCAUUGAAUUCCAGGCAAGAAAACCAGAUGGGCAGCGUCACCAGCCCCUAUGGUGGGGGGAACACUGUUCAAAUACCAUCAGCUAGUUCUUCCAAUUCACUGCCACCGUCCCAGCCCAAUCCUUCAUCUCCAUUCCCCUCGCCAACACCAUCCACAUCAAACAACAACACAGCCCCAGCCUCACAUAAUACCACCCAUUUGAGCUCUGCUAAUUCACCUGCGAAUAUGUCUACAAUCCAGCAGCCAUCAACUCAGUCUCAUGAGGCUGAUCCAACUGAGUCGCAGAGUUCAGUGCAGCAGAUCUUACAAGAGAUGAUGAUGCCCUCUCAGCUAAAUGGUGCCAAUACCUUGGGAAAUGAGAUGAAGGGAAUUAAUGGUAUGACACCAGCUCUGAAUGGAGGCAACUGCUUGGUUGGAAAUGGCAUGGCGAACGGCUCGGGCAUCGGUGGCAUGGGGUUUGGAAGCAUGGGUGGGAUUGGCCCAUCGGCCACACAGAGUGGAUUUAGGGCAGCGAUGGCUAACAAUUCUAUGAGCAUGAAUGGGAGGGUUGGAAUGAAUCACAUGUCACAGGAUCCAACAGCCAUGAACCAUCAGCAGCAACAGGAUAUGGGAAACAGGCUGUUGGGUGGCCUUGGACAAGUUAACAGCUUCAAUAAUCUUCCGUUUGAUUGGAACCAGUGAAAUCAAAUUUGCUUAUGAUUGCAUGAUCUGAAGUGUGAAAAGAUUGCCAUCAGAUUCUUGCCAGUAUGAGUUAAAGCCUACGCUCAACUUGGGAAACCCUCUCCUUUACUAAUUUCUCAGAUUACCUUCUUCCAUACAAUCCUGGCCUUUUCCUUAUAGCUUACAGAGUUCCAACUUGUAUGCAAGGUAUUUUGUAUAUCAUGCUUAAAUGACAAAUUCUUGUUGAGGCGCACAACCGAUGGGAAAGUGUAUUUAUGACAGAGAUGAGAGUGAGUAGUAAAGCACAAUUUCUGUGGUAGUUCUUGAUGCUACUUUAUUAUAGUUGAAGGGGCAGUCUGAGCAUUAGCAUGAGCUCAGAAGUUUGUGGAAGAGAUGCGUAUUAUUGCCCAAGAAAUUUGUAGCCUGAAUUGCUUGCCCCUUUCUUUUUUUCAUUCUUGCAAGUUUUCUCAGGCAUUGUGAAAGAAAUCAUGAUUGCAAAGGUCAAAGUGCUGUGAAUGAAUGGAAAUUGUGGUGUUUCUGUUUCCUUCAA